AGAGAUUUAGGCCCACUUGUGUUCAGCAGAUGAUGUCAGUUUGUGCCCAGACAUCAUGCUUUCACUUCCGCAAACGACAGAAGCAGUUUGGCACCUCGUUGUCCUGCUGGAGAAGCCUUGUGUGACACCGCCAAGCGAAACCAAAUCAGCAGUGGUGGGUUUGUGGGCUUGGAGAACAGACACCACGAUUCCCAAAUAGGGAGUUGUGGUAUUAUAGAACCGGACUCCAUUUACCAACUCAAUGGCAGGCUUUGACCCUCGCCACUGACGUCAGUUAGCAUGAUUGGAUACUACAACAAACCACAGUCUAUGGGCCCGUGUCUGGAUGAAUGACUUUGGGGAAAAGGUGCCAUUAUUCAAACCAUACAUGCUAUGACAUACUGCUGCACAUAGACACACACCAACGUGGACACACACACACACAUAAAGCCCCUCUUAAAGACACGCACCAUGUACGUAAACUCCUCGGGAACAGAGAACGUUUCCUUGUCCCUCACCUUCCUGGGGAAGAAAGUUGGAAGGCGCUGCGCUGUUGCCCCGGCAUCAAAACAACGCGCUUGGGAAACCACCACCCUGUCCCCAUGCCCCGAGGACACGGUGGGCUCCCUGCGGGGUCGCCCUGCCCCCGUGACCGUGUCGCUGGUGGAGGAGUUACCGGGCAGCGUGCCGGACCUCCGAGAGGAGGUGGUUCACCAGCAACCGUGCACGGUCCACAACACACACUUGGACCAGGACCAGGACCGAGGUAAAAUCCGCGUGUUCUGUCGUAUCCGCCCGGCGAGCCGCGCCGAGGCGGCCCAGGGCGGGGCCGUGGUCGUGCAGCGUCUAGACGACUACUCCGUGACCGUGGAAACGGCCCGCGGGCCCCGGGAGUUCCAGUUCGACCGGGUGUUCAGCUCGGAGAGCUCGCAGGAGGACAUAUUCCAGGACACCAACAGGCUGAUCCAGUCAGCCAUAGACGGCUACAACGUGUGUAUCUUUGCCUUCGGUCAGACUGGAUCAGGGAAGACCUACACCAUGGUGGGGGACAAGGAGCAGAAGAGCCCUGGAAUCAUGCCCCGGGCCUUCAACGCCAUAUUUGACAUCAUCCAGGAGAACGCUGACAAGUUUGAUUUCAAGGUCUCGGCCUACAUGCUGGAGCUGUACAACGACCAGCUGCAGGACCUGCUAGCGAGCGGCCCCGAGGGCAGAGGCCGGCGGCUGGAGAUCAAGAGGACCAGGAAGGGGCUGGUGUUUGCCCAGGGAGCAGACACCAGAGACGCCUCCAGCGCCACCGAGCUGUUCGCUCUGUUCCAGCAGGCCUGCGCCAACCGCCACAUCUCCUCCACCAAGAUGAACGUGGAGAGCUCUCGCUCACACCUCAUCGUGGGCAUCGUGGUGGAGGGCAGGAACCUGACCAAUGGCAGCGUGAGCUGUGGUAAACUGAGUCUGGUGGACCUGGCCGGCAGCGAGAGGGCCGCCAAGACCGGCGCCAAGGACCAUCAGCUGAAGGAGGCCAACUCCAUCAACAAGUCCCUGAGCGCCCUGGGCGACGUGAUCUCGGCACUGUCCCUGGAGCUGCCCCACGUGCCCUACAGGAACAGCAAGCUGACCCAGAUCAUGCAGGACUCCCUGGGGGGCAACGCCAAGACCCUCAUGAUCGCCAACGCCUCGCCCUCCGAGUGCAACGUGGACGAGACCCUCACCUCCCUCAUCUACGCAACGCGAGUGAAGGCCAUCACCAACAACGCCCAGAGGAACCUGGACAGCAAGGAGAUAGCCCAGCUGAAACAGGUGAUAGUGAAGCUGCGCUCGGGGGAGACGGUGGAGGAGGAGGACGUCUGA
This is a messenger RNA of Hypomesus transpacificus, 1824 nucleotides long. RefSeq names its product kinesin-like protein KIN-14E (gene kifl). Gene Ontology annotation, biological process: microtubule-based movement. The record is from RefSeq and is a predicted model, not a curated record. Bases 451 to 1824 code for a protein of 457 amino acids. The transcript is spliced from 10 exons. NCBI's taxonomy places the organism in Eukaryota, Metazoa, Chordata, Actinopteri, Osmeriformes, Osmeridae. Gene Ontology annotation, molecular function: microtubule binding; ATP binding; microtubule motor activity.